Vanrija pseudolonga is the source of this 630-nucleotide messenger RNA. RefSeq lists its product as uncharacterized. The transcript is spliced from 3 exons. The record is from RefSeq and is a predicted model, not a curated record. NCBI's taxonomy places the organism in Eukaryota, Fungi, Basidiomycota, Tremellomycetes, Trichosporonales, Trichosporonaceae. The coding region runs from base 1 to 630 and encodes 209 amino acids.
AUGGCGUACGCUCCGAGUUCGCCCAAUGGGACCAUGUCAUUGUCGUACACCGUGGACGGGAGGGGAAUCCCAGUCAAGCUUGGCAACGGUGCCCCGAUUCCGAAUGGGCAGCCCAACAACCUCCCUAUAUGGCCCGGCGUUGUCGACACACCUGACAUUACCCAGGGCGCACAUGUCAUCACGAUGAGCAUGGCUGGUAUGGUCAUCUCGUUCCACGACUUCCUAAUUGAGACCCUGCUGCAGACCCAAGCCGAUCCCGACGAUCGCCGAUACCAGCGUGGCGCAUCGCUGGUGCGCACCGAUGGGCUCAACCCGGCCUUUACUUGCUCUGGCCAGUGGACAUUCAAAAGCUCUAUUGGGGCCAAUGCAUCGUACCUUGCCAUUAAUGGCACCAUGGGAUACCAACAGGGUAAAGUGUCAUUCAACCUAUCGACCGCCCCACCUGUGCAAGGCCUCCCAAGCACUGUCUCCACCGCAAGUGCGUACUCGUACCUUUCAGGACUCUACGAGACUCCGCUCGACCCAGCAGUACAGUACACGCUGUCAAUCAUUGUUGGCGCGGACGGUCCCGUUGGUAUUGGAGGCAUUACACUCACUGCUGGACUCAAGUACGUGAGGCGACAGGAAUAG